AUGUUCUCCUGGGAGCAGUCGGAGGUGCCAUUUGGGACAGCAAGUUCGGGAGGCGCUGAGCAGCAGGUUGUGGCCUCUGAGAUGGAUGUCAGUUGCUGGAAGUGGGGUCGGAGGGUGCUGCGGAAGGAUAAAGGUCUCAUCGGGGUCGAGCUACAGUCGGAGUACCAACUAGACCCUUGGAGAUGGUCACCACCUCAGAAUGUUAUGAAAUUCCCUCGAAUGCAUGUAUGGGAUCCUUUUAAGAGGCUUGGUUUAACUCGGGAUGCUUCUCAAGAAGAAAUUUUAGCAGCACGAAAUUAUCUUCUGGAACAAUAUGCUGGCCAUGAAGCAAGUGUGGAGUCCAUUGAGGGUGCUUUUGAAAAGUUAUUAAUGGCAAGCUUCAGGCUGCGCAAGAAAACAAAAAUCAAUCUUAAAAGCAGGCUGAAGAAGCAAGUUGAGGAAUCUCCUCCUUGGGUUCAAAGAUUACUUGCUUAUGUUGAAGUUCCUCCUGUUGAUACCAUCCUUAGAAGGCUUUUCCUAUUUGCUUUUAUGGGGGGUUGGAGCAUUAUGAAUUCUGCUGAGACUGGACCUGCUUUCCAACAUGCCUUGCCUGCUCCUUUUCUGCGGCCUGCCUUGCUCGCUAUGCUUCUUCACGCGGCUCAGAUCGGCCUGCCUGUCGGCCGGUUGUGUGGUUUUCAGUCGGUCUAG
This is a messenger RNA of Phalaenopsis equestris, 687 nucleotides long. Its product is annotated as protein CHAPERONE-LIKE PROTEIN OF POR1, chloroplastic-like. The record is from RefSeq and is a predicted model, not a curated record. The coding region runs from base 1 to 687 and encodes 228 amino acids. The transcript has 3 exons. Lineage: Eukaryota; Viridiplantae; Streptophyta; Magnoliopsida; Asparagales; Orchidaceae. Gene Ontology annotation, cellular component: chloroplast membrane.